Ogataea angusta is the source of this 312-nucleotide messenger RNA. RefSeq lists its product as uncharacterized. The record is from RefSeq and is a predicted model, not a curated record. Bases 1 to 312 code for a protein of 103 amino acids. The transcript has 2 exons. Gene Ontology annotation, cellular component: nucleus; cytosol. NCBI's taxonomy places the organism in Eukaryota, Fungi, Ascomycota, Pichiomycetes, Pichiales, Pichiaceae. Gene Ontology annotation, molecular function: DNA binding.
AUGGACGACUCAGAAUUAGCAGCUAUCCGGGCCGCGAGGUUGGCCGAAUUGCAGCGAAACGCACAAGGUGGCGGAUCACAAACACAAGAAAACAAGUCACCUGAGAGAGUAGCAUCGGUGGAGAGCUAUCUGCUGAGGCUGUUCAAAUCUGGAGCCAUUAGAACAAAGAUUUCGGAGAGCGACAUUGUGGAGAUUCUAGAAAAAGUGUCCAAAGAGGAACGGAAGGGCAACGAGACCAAGAUCGUGUUUGAUCGCCGCUCGACCCAUUACGAGGACGAGGAGGAGGACGAAGAAGACGACUUUUUUGACUAG